Geodia barretti is the source of this 771-nucleotide messenger RNA. NCBI's taxonomy places the organism in Eukaryota, Metazoa, Porifera, Demospongiae, Tetractinellida, Geodiidae. The record is from the annotation of a GenBank genome assembly.
AUGGGCGGUAUCGCCGAGGAGUUGGCCCGGGAGGGAGCCAACCUGGUUUGCGCCGAUAUCCGCGCGGAUUACGCCGAGAAAUGCGCCUCGGCGAUAGUCGCCGAGGGAUACGACGCCAUGGGCGUAGGCUGCGACGUAACCGACGAGGACCAGGUGGUCGCCGCUAUCUCCCAGGCCACAGAACGAUUUGGGGGUGUGGACAUCCUGGUGAACGGCGCAGCUGUGUUCAACUUCAAGGGCGUGUUGAACAUGCCCGUAGACGAGUGGCGCCGCCAGACCGACAUUAUUCUCACCGGUGCCUUCUUGUUCACCAAGCAUGUGGCUCAUUUGAUGAUCCAGCAGAAUCGAAAGGGCAACAUCAUCAACAUCAUCUCCACCGCGGGGCAUCAGGGCGAGCCUGGCAACGUGGGCUACGGAACCGCCAAGGCAGGACUGAUCAACUUCACCAGGUCGGUGGCCAUGGAACUGGCCGAGUACGGCAUCCGCGUCAACAGCUUGACACCCACCGCCACCGACCAAUCGGAAGGACGGGAACGGGCCGCCAGAUGGGGCGUGGAUUGGCCGGCACCCCGCUCGGGACAACGUGCAGCGGGACUACUACCAGACGCCAGCAGAGGCGCGCCUUUGCUCAAGCUCCCCAGCCCGACAAAUUAUGGAAAGGCUGCGGUCUUCCUGGCAUCCGACGACUCCGAAAUGAUCACCGGAUUCGACCUGCGUGUGGAUGCCGGCGCCAUUUCCAGGUACUGGAUUUGGUCUCCUGGAGACGCUUAA